Molecule: messenger RNA, 1821 nt
Organism: Malassezia globosa CBS 7966
Lineage: Eukaryota; Fungi; Basidiomycota; Malasseziomycetes; Malasseziales; Malasseziaceae
Exons: 1
Coding region: 1-1821 (606 amino acids)
Cellular component (GO): small-subunit processome
Molecular function (GO): U3 snoRNA binding; protein binding
Source: RefSeq, a predicted model, not a curated record
AUGUCGGAUCCGUUCUUUCAGAAAAAGCGAAAACGUAGCAAUGAUGCCGGCAGUAAGCAUCCAACUCAAACGCGACGUAAAGAUGCGGACGAAUACGAGGAUGCCGGUGAUAUCGGUGCUGUGGAAGAUAUGAAUUUGCAGCACACAUACGACGACGGGGAUGACGGCGCAGCAGCCGCGGAUCGAGAGACUCCCGCCGAAGCUAAAGUACGCCUUGCCAAGCUGUACUUGGAGGGAUUGCAUGAAAAAGAAGACAUUGACGGGAUCGAUGCGGCUGCAGUAGAUCGAGAAAAUAUUGCUGCCCGGCUCCGUAAGGACGUUGAGGAAGGCAGCGGCCACAUGCACAUAGCUGUGGCAACACGCAUAUGUGCACCGAAGCCCGAAGACAUCCUAUGUGUGCGUGGGCAUAGAGCAAGCAUGACUUGCGCUCGAACUGGCGCAAGUGCAAAGCAUCUCUUCACGUCAGACAAGGAUGGGCGCAUUUGGCAGUGGCGUCUUCGAGACGGCACCCAAGUCUGUAUGAUGCCCCGUGGAUACGCCCGCGAGUCCGAGUAUGUUGGAAGUGCACCAAUGUCAAAUACGAGUGGUGCUGCUCGACGUCGUGAACGUGCGCGCCGCAGCACGCAAUCGCCUAUGCCGUCUACAUCAUCUGCCCCGUACAAGGGCCACGUUACUUUGCAGCCGGGCGAGGGUCAUACCAGCGCCAUUCUUUCACUGUCUGUGAGUGAUGAUGGGCGUUUUUGUGCAUCGGCAGGCUGCGAUAAGCGCAUUGGUAUUUGGGAGACAACAACGACAUCUGCAUCGAGUCCGAACGUGCCGACGAGAUGGGUCAAAGCCCUGUUGGGCCACAAAGAUGCAGUAUGCUCUGUUGCAUUUCGUGGCGGCUCGACGGAACUAUUCAGUGCGUCGUACGAUCGCACAGUGAAGCUGUUUGAUGCAGCACAGCUGAGUUACAUCGAAACUUUGUUCGGACACCAGGAAUCCAUACAAGACCUUGCUUGCUUGCGUGCUGAACGAGCUGUGACUGCCGGCGGUCGUGAGCGUACAUGCCGAUUGUGGAAAAUCCGCGAAGAGAGUCAGCUUGUGUUCCGUGGUGGCACACGAAGCAAGGUUCAUGCGCUUCUUGAAGGUGGUGACCUCGUUGAUACCCCAGGCGCAAAAAAGAAUGAGGUCCACGAAGGUAGUGUCGAUUGCGUAUCAAUGAUCGAUGACAAUCAUUUUGUGAGUGGCAGUGACAGUGGUACCCUGUCUCUCUGGUCCCUUGCGAAGAAGAAGCCCUUGUUUGUCGUGUACGCAGCACAUGGCUACGACAGAGCGCAUGGAAAUACACAGCCUUUGCCCAGGUAUAUUACAAGCGUUGCGUGCUUACCAUACGGCGAUGUUUUUGCGUCUGGUUCCUGGGACGGUGUUAUCCGCUUGUGGGCGCUGGAUUCGAGCUUGCGCUCAUUCCGCUUCCUUUUUGAUGUGCCCGCGCCUGGCGUUGUCAACAGUCUUCAGUUACUUACACCAUCGAUCGAGCAUAUGGACGACUAUCCUGUGGUUCCUUCACUUUGGCGUCGUCGCGGUGGUGCACAGGCUCGUUUGGAUCCAGUGGCCAAAACGAACGGACAUCACUCGAGUGAGCCGCACAAGUCUUCUUCGUCCUUGUCACUUCGCUCGGGACUACACAUGUCAGCUGAUGGACAUGUACUUGGUCACAAGGAAAGUAUUCCUCCUCUUCUCAUUGCUGCACUUGCCCCUGAGCCGCGUGCAGACCGUUGGAUCCGCAUCCCAAAUGCCGUAUCAGCUGCAUUGGUGAUUCCAAUGUGGCUCCUUACGUAG